Pomacea canaliculata is the source of this 2601-nucleotide messenger RNA. Its product is annotated as fasciclin-1-like. Gene Ontology annotation, biological process: cell adhesion; extracellular matrix organization. The record is from RefSeq and is a predicted model, not a curated record. The coding region runs from base 310 to 2094 and encodes 594 amino acids. Gene Ontology annotation, cellular component: extracellular matrix. The transcript has 14 exons. Gene Ontology annotation, molecular function: cell adhesion molecule binding. Lineage: Eukaryota; Metazoa; Mollusca; Gastropoda; Architaenioglossa; Ampullariidae.
CGAGGUGACAGGUAAUGCAUGUUACCUGAGCAAUGCCUUCAGCGGUUUUGACAUUUUCUGUCUUCUUUCAUGGAUUUUUUAUCAUCUUGUGUGAUGGGCAGAGUAUAUCUGUUGCCACCAACAUUUACGAUUCUCUUCCUAAACUUGGAUGUAAUCAGUUUUUGGCCUUGAUAAAUAGAGCACAGUAUUCAUCAAGGUUCCAGUAUGCCCAAGAAAAUUAUUGGACUAUCAUUGUUUGGAAUGAUACUGCAUUUGAGAAUUUGCCACCUGCACGCAAAAAUGAGAUGCUGUCUAUGACAACAGAACAGAAUGAGGCCUACAUCACAGCAUUCACACUCACUAGAGCUAUUGGAAACAACAACGUUCAGUGAGCAGCGACCAGAAAUGAGCAGAUCAGCAUACCAAACCAAAAUUUUCUUCAAUAUUCGUUCUCGACGUGAAGGGGAUGUUUCCAGUGGGACAGCUGGUCCCACAGAGUACUAUGCUAAUGGUGCCUUGAUCUUGAGACCAAAUAUUCCAGCAGGAAGAUCUAUGAUACAUGUUGUUGAUCGUGUCUUGGAACUCCCAAGCCAAUAUGGAAUUAAGGGGUUUAUCUCUCUUAAAGAACAACCAGAUACUGCAUUCUACAACAAUGUAGUGAUGUUCUUGCCUGCUGAAUACUGGAAUGAUGUGGUGGAGCCAUUGAACAGUAAUGAGCGUGUCACAGUAUUCGUCCCUACUAAAGAGGCGAUCGCUCGCAUACCUUCCGACAAGUUGCAGCAACUGCGAGGAUCUUCACAGCUCCUUCGUGAUGUGAUUAAGCGGCACAUUAUUCCAGACCAAAUAAUGUAUACAUCGUUUGUGUACCACAAUGAAGGUGUCAACACCUUGUAUGGACAACUCAUCUACAGAAUCAGCAGCGAGAGAGAGACAGUGUUUGUCAGCAGUGGAGCUGUUACAGCUCAGGUGGUCCAUGGCAAUAUCACUGCCAAGAAUGGUGUGGUGCAUUUCGUUGACUCUUUACUGGGCUAUGUUUACAAUACUGCUUUAGACGAGAUCAGGCUAACUUCAUUUGCAACGACAUUUGAGAAUGUGCUCAUCAAAUCUCGCAAUGACCUGCAGAAUGCUAUUGUACUGCCUAAUGGCGUCACUGUGUUUGUUCCUAUCAACCAAGCUUUCAGCAACUUGCCUAGCAUGUAUAAUUUUCAGACAAACCAGUCUCUCAUCAAUAUGGUCAUGGAGCUAUGCAUGCUUCAACAAGGAAUGGAGUUUCAGCUUACAAGUGUUAAUGGAGAUUAUGAAGCAAGGCGAACUCUUCUGUCACGCUACUUUAACCGCCCUGUCAACGUUUACAGUCAGGGCAAUGAGACAUGGGUGGAAUCAGGAUAUGUGAAGGCAAAGGUGGUACGUCCUGACGUAGGAGUUACCAAUGGAUUCAUACACUUUAUAGAUGGAGUGCCUGGGCUACCUAGCAGAAGCAUUCCAGAUACCAUUUUCUGUGAAGACUGGCUGAUAAAAUCACAUAUCCAGCUGCAAAUGACUGGACUGGAUGUUUACCUGAGUGAUCCACAGGCUAAGGCAGUUGCACCAUGUGCCUCCAACACAGGUGUUAACAAAUAUCCAUCAUCCAGUCAGCAGGGAGCUGCCAUUGCACCUCGCAGUUGUGGUACAAUUAACCAACGCUGUUCUUUCACUAUCUUCAUCCCGAAUGGAACAGCCAUUGACUUUUUUGAAAAUCAGCCAUAUGGUAAACAGAUUCAAAAUGAUGCCAGGAGGUGGCAGUGGGUCUUGCGCCGCCAUAUCACAAGGCAGAUCAUCUACAUAGACCAGACAGCACUGACACAAGAGCGAGAAUUUACCUCUGACAAUGGAGAUGUAGUCCGGUACAAGCGUUCUACUGACCGAUACGCAUAUUUGUACUACAGAGGAAGACAAGCACGAAUUUUGCACUCUGACUUGGGGGCUACAAAUGGUGUUGUUCACAUCAUCGAUCGAGUCAUCUUUGUUCAGGAAGAUGUAUAUGCUACCACCUCAGAGGCUCACAUAUUCAGCUCAAGUACUAUUAUGUGUACGUUGUGUAUUUUAGGACUUCAUGUAAUAUACUUUUUUCUAUGAUUCUUCAGGUAAACCAUAUGGAGCAAGUGAGAAGAAGUACAUGGAAAUCAUUGUAAAUACAUAUUAGUAUUAUAAACAAAGACUAUAAUCAAUAUGUGAGUGUGUAGAGAGUGUAUAUGUCAUCGUGUGUGUGUGCAUGCAUACAAUUGGCUAUAAUUAUAUGUAAAAAUGGAACUUGAAAAGAGAAAUUUUUUUACUUUAAUCGACUCUUAAUUAUUGUGAAUAUAAAUGUAUAAAAUUGUCAUUACCUGUUAUGCUAUAGAAAGUAGUAUUAAGGCAAAAGGCUUUCAGGGGAAAAUGCCAUGUUUCUAACUACAUUUUAUGUGGAAUUUUAGUGGAUCUGUGGUCCAAGCUGCAGAGAGAGGGUAUAACAGCAACAGACAAAGGUGUUUGACACUUUAGAUCAAUGGUUCUCAAAGUGUGGUCCGUGGACCACUAGUGGUCCGCGUGCAUAGGUCAGGUGGUCCGCGGGUGCAGUCGUCAUAUGUCAGCAAAGUGAUGUUUAAA